Messenger RNA from Cannabis sativa, 2609 nucleotides. Its product is annotated as FRIGIDA-like protein 4a. NCBI's taxonomy places the organism in Eukaryota, Viridiplantae, Streptophyta, Magnoliopsida, Rosales, Cannabaceae. Bases 198 to 2348 code for a protein of 716 amino acids. The transcript has 3 exons. The record is from RefSeq and is a predicted model, not a curated record.
GAUAACGUUUAGUGAGAAGAGAAAAGCAAAAGAGGACCGACUAUGUUUGAGAGAGUUGACUCAUAAAUCAAUAAUCAAAUUUCCAAUGCAUGGAGAUUGGAUUGGAUUGGAGGUUAACCUUAACCACCUGAACUGAACCAAUCCCAGUCCCAAUUAAUUUUUCAACAUCAAUCCUCCCUUCACCGCCAAACCCAACCAUGUCAACCACCAUUGACAAAACCUCGCCGGAGCAUCAAUCGUCGCCGGACCCUAACAAACCACAAAUCCGCAAAGCUUUCAACUUUCUUAAGGCCCACGCCUCCGCUGUUGCCAGUUUCACCCUCCAAUGGCAAGACCUCGAGGAUCAUCUCCAAUCCAUAAACAACUCAAUCCAAUCCAAAUUUGACGAAUUUCAACAAUUGCAAAACCCCCAAAAUACCCAAUUGCCCAAAGUCGAGGAAUUCCAACCUAGUUCACUCAAAGAACAUUUGAACUCAACCCUUCAACCCCUAAUUGAUUCCAAAAAAACCAAGUUGAAUGCUCCGAAAAAACAAGUCAAAUCCGAUCAAUCGACGCCUGCGAAAGUGGAUGGCAAUGCGAUUCCGGUGAGUGAUGGGAAAUCGUUGAUGGUUUAUCUGAAGAAGAAUUUGAAAGAGCAUGAAUCGAUACGUGAUGAUGUUAGACACGCGCUCAAGGGUUUAAAAGAUUCUGGGAAACUAGUUUUGGAUGCCAUUAAAGGGUUUUAUCCACCGGGAAUGAAAACGGGAGUUGUUGAUCCUGAGCUCAGUGCUAUGAGGAGAAGUAGUGUGCUUUUGUUGGAGGAGUUGAUAAAUGUUAGACCUUUGAUAAAUAGUCCAGUUAAAGAAGAGGCUUCCAAACUUUCCACUCUUUGGAAGACGAAAAUGAAUCUUGAAAUGGUGAAUUCUAUGGAGAUUUGGGGGUUUCUGCUGCUUUUGAAUGCCUAUGGGUUGGCUGGGGAGUAUAAUAAGGAUGAGAUUUUGAAUCUUGUUGGCACUGUUGUGCAGCGUAAGCAGGCUCCUGAGAUGUUUCGAUCUCUUGGUUUCUCUGAUAAGGCCUCUGAUUUUAUCCAAAAUCUCAUUUCUCAAGAUAAGAUGAUUGAGGCUGUGAGAUUCAUUUAUACAUUUGAAUUGGUUGACAAGUUCCCACCAGUUCCCCUUCUUAAGGCCCAUUUGCAAGAGGCCAAGAAGGUUGCUAACUCUAUUUUGGGAAACAGUCAUAACUCUCUCAAACUGAAGGAUGAUGCCGCAAAUAAAGAAAUAGCUGCAAUGAGAAGUGUAAUAAGAUGCAUUGAAGAUUAUAAGCUAGAAUCCGAAUUAUCUCCUGAAAAUCUUAAAGAACAAAUUGAGAGUCUGCGAAAGCUAAAGAGAGAGAGAGCACCACCAACACAUUCUGCUCUUGCUGCCAAAGCUCAGCAGCAGCAGCAGCAGCAGCAGCAGCAGCAGCAGCAGCAGCAGAGCGGACAGAAACGCAAUUUCCAUGAUUCUAAAACCCAAAUGAAAAGGCAGGAGAACAGAAAAAAGCAUCCACGAUCAGUUCCUGCUACUGGUGCUCUAAGCUAUCCUGCUAGAGCACCAACCAUAGUUCAGUUGCAUCACCAUUCAGCUGGCUUGUAUGAAGGUGAAAGAGCAGAUUACUUGAUACAAUCGGACAGAAUGGCUGUAGCAUCUAAUGUCUCUGCUAGAGCAGCUGCAGUCCAAGCAAUGCAUCACAGCGCAGAAGGCUUGUUUGAGGGGGAAGGCUCAGAAUACUAUUUACCAGCUAGAAUGCCUUCAUCAGGGGCUGCUGCUCCUGCUGCAAAUCCAUCUUUUGGUGCUGCUUCAAACAUUUACUCCGCUGAAGCAUCUCGCUAUCAGGCAGGAGCUUCAUACACGGGCCAGGGGACUGAAUACUCUUCCCGGUAUUACAAUUUGGCCCGUUCCAUCCUUGAUUUACAUACAAACAUACCAUCUGGAUCCCAUGGUUUGACGAACUCACCCCCUGUGACCCAGCAGCAGACAAACUUGGCUGGUGGAGCCUAUAGUUUGAUGAGUUCUAACCCUGAGACUCAUCAUAUGAGCUCUGCUCAUUAUGGAUUAGCAGGCUCUGGAGCUAGUUCUGCACAUAUGAACUUGCCGGCAGACAUUUAUGGAAUUAGUGUAGGCGCAAGUGGGAGGAGGACUGAGCAGUUCGGAUCUACAGGAGCAGUUCAAGUAACUGCUGGCAUCACUUCCAAUGUAAGCCCACAUAGUUCUCUGGCUUAUUACCCUGGGGAUCCUCCUCUACGGGCAGUUACUUACAAUGACAGGCCAGCAUCUUCCAACAGUGGUUAUGAAAUACAGUCUAAUCGGCCAUAUGUGUUUCACCUUUAGCUCUAGUCUCAACUGAUAUUCAUAAUUUAGUAGAAGUUUUUUUUUUUCCUUACAACACUGGUGAGUGGUGAUGCUACACCUAUUAGAGAUUUUUCUGUAAUUACUGCCCGGUGAUGUUCUGUGGAGACUCCUGGCAAAUGUUUUUGGAUACUCCAUUGGUGUUAGAUACUUGUAGUAUUUUGAUGCUGCGUAAGUGCUGCUUGCUGUGAAUUUUGUAGAUGAGCAUGUUUGAUUUCAUGAUUAUUUAAUUUAUUUUCACAA